AUGGCCGCAGCCGAGUCCAGCCAGCUCCAGUUCGAGGAGAUCGCCGCGCCCCCCGCCUACCUGCCCGCCCACCCCGGCGGGGCGUUCCUGCCGCCCCCGAACCCUGCCGCUGGCCUGCUCCUCACGCGCCCCUCGGGCUCCGCUCCGGAGCUCAGCGCCCCGGUAUCCUUCGCCGGCUUUCUCGGGAGGGCUCCCGGGCCCGCCGCGCCGCCCCCCGCCGGCCUGGGCCCGGUUGCUCCCCCUAAAGGCGCGGCCGUCUCGUCGGCAUCGCAGCGUCGCAAGCGCACGUCGUUCAGACCCGAGCAGCUGCAGCUGCUGGAGCUCGUCUUCCGCCGGACCAUGUACCCCGACAUCCACCUGCGUGAGCGCCUGGCCGCGCUCACCUUGCUCCCCGAGUCCAGGAUCCAGGUGUGGUUCCAGAACAGGCGUGCCAAGUCACGUCGUCAGAAUGGGAAACCCUUUCAACCCUCAGCCAGGCCGGAGCUGUUCCUCCACCACUCUGCUUGUGAAACUGAAGCAAAAUAUUUGAAGGCCCAGCCGCCUCUGGAGGUAGAUGUGAACUGCCUGCCCGAUCCCAACAAGGUUGGAGGAGGCAUCUCUGACCCUAACUCCCAGGGUCAGAACUUUGAAACCUGUUCUCCUCUCUCCGAAGACAUUGGUUCAAAGCUGGACUCAUGGGAGGAACACAUCUUUUCUGCCUUUGGUAACUCUUGA
Budorcas taxicolor (takin) is the source of this 714-nucleotide messenger RNA. RefSeq names its product Mix paired-like homeobox (gene MIXL1). Gene Ontology annotation, biological process: hematopoietic progenitor cell differentiation; endoderm formation; endoderm development. Lineage: Eukaryota; Metazoa; Chordata; Mammalia; Artiodactyla; Bovidae. Bases 1 to 714 code for a protein of 237 amino acids. Gene Ontology annotation, molecular function: DNA-binding transcription activator activity, RNA polymerase II-specific; RNA polymerase II cis-regulatory region sequence-specific DNA binding. The transcript is spliced from 2 exons. The record is from RefSeq and is a predicted model, not a curated record.